Molecule: messenger RNA, 1065 nt
Organism: Fusarium mangiferae
Lineage: Eukaryota; Fungi; Ascomycota; Sordariomycetes; Hypocreales; Nectriaceae
Exons: 2
Coding region: 1-1065 (354 amino acids)
Source: RefSeq, a predicted model, not a curated record
AUGACGGUUUUCUUUUCCCGGCCUUUCUCGCUCGAAGAAGCAACAAAGACCAGUCCCGAGUCUGAAGCUAUAUUUGCGGAUACUGGAGUUCGCAUCCAUCCUUGGGAAAGGGUAUUCUCCAAGAAUAUUGCAAAUGUCGCCAUCAAGAUCUAUCGUCUCAUCGGCGAAUAUGUCAAUAUCUGGCUUGGCGACAUAAACCCCGAAUACUGGACACGUGGUACCCUCCAAAGUCUGCAUACUCUCCUUCUUCACGCCCUUAGUCAUAUCGAUGAACCGAAUCAGCGGAAAGGCAGGCUUAGCCAGAUCAAGGCUCACUUGAUGGCAUGCGCUUUUGCAGACGCCUGGCGUGGCAUGAAGCCUACUCUUCAUCCAAGGCAUCUUCAAAACGCACGCCUUUUGUUCUCCAUUCCUCACCACCAAGACCCCACCGACAAGACCACGGCCGACGAGAGCGACAAAUCGGAGGCUAACCCUUCUAUUCCUACACCUGAAAGACCCCGAACGAAUUCCGUGACCCGCAAGGAUCCUGCAACCGAGCCUUUCCUUGAGACUUCCCCCAAGCAGUCGCGCUGGCAGGAGAUUGCUGUUUCAGUGACGACAGGCGAUAACACCGAGCUCCGCUCAACUGAUUGCGACUUGAUUCCCGAACUAAAACAGCACCAAGAUGGCGCGAAGGAUAGCUUCCUAAAACUGCUACACAGACUUCCCAUCCUCUCAUCAACCGCCGUCGGCGAACUAGGGCGUGAACGGGAGAUCACAUCCGACCGUAUCAGAAGUCUGAACGAUGACAUGGCCAACGCCAAAGAGUCCUUAACUAAGCUCAAAGAUUCCGUUUCUACCCUCAUGGCUGAUAUGGAAGCUCACGCAGCGAACGAGAAGGAACUGCAGAGCGCUAAGAACGUGAUCGAAGCCGCAGGGUCUGGAGUUCGGUCAACUGUAUGGAGAGUCCAUGAAAAGGCAAAGUCGAAUACGUCCGCCACCCUUGAAGAGAAGUCUCAGGAGCUUGAGGAGGUAAAAGCGCGACUGGGCAGGCUGAUUGAAGAGGUCGAGGAAGCUCAGGCAUAG